Scylla paramamosain (green mud crab) is the source of this 1740-nucleotide messenger RNA. Its product is annotated as atherin-like. Lineage: Eukaryota; Metazoa; Arthropoda; Malacostraca; Decapoda; Portunidae. The record is from RefSeq and is a predicted model, not a curated record. The coding region runs from base 167 to 1084 and encodes 305 amino acids. The transcript has 2 exons.
GGAUACUGUCGGCGUGUUGUGUUCCGUCCACGUUCUGUCCACCAGAGGCGGUGAUCCCCCGGCCUGGGCGUGUCGGGCGGCGGCGGUGGUCCGCCCACACCUGCCACGCCCGCAUACACGCCCAAAUCUUCCGUCUUUUCCGAAAAUUCGCCGAGGAAAGAAGCAGAUGUUCCGGUCGAGUGGGCGUGGGCGGGGCGAGGGUGGCGGGCAGCGUGAUGCAGGGCGCGGGGCGGGGCGGGCGGCGGCCCCUCCCCCCGGCGAGGGCGGCCGCCUUACUCCCCGCCCGGCGGCUGCUGGGCCCGGCGCGUGCCGCCCGCCCGCCGCCCGCCGCCCUCGCCCCCUGCAGGUGGUGCCGCAUGACCCGGCCGCCAUCACUUACACGCGGCGCACCAUUACUCCGCCGCCGCCGCCGCCGCCGCCACCGCCACCGCCGCCGCCACACGCCGCCCUCGCCUGGCGACACAACAUUUUCCCAACAGUCGCUGUUUUUUGCCCCACGCAGGCCAGGCGCCACCCGCACCACCCUUUUUCUUUUUUUUCCCCGUGCGGCGGCGGAGAGGCGCCGCUGCGGCCGAAGAGUGACGGCUGGCGGCCCCUGAGGCGUGAGUGGCGGCGGGCGGCGUGGGCGCCACGUCUCCGUCAGCACCACACGUGUUCCCGUGACACCAACGCACCGGCCGUUGGUGGAGGCGUGCAGGUGGGCACGGGCGGUGGCGUGCACUUGUUGCGUGUCUGGGCGUGGGCGGCGGCACACUGCCGGAGGCACCGCCGGGGCGCCGCCGCACGCUGGGGCAGCCGCGUCCCGCCUCACGCGCCCGACAUAAAUCUCUCGCGGGCACUUUCCUCAGAACGCUUUGUGUGUGAAAGAGAUGGACAAGAGGAAGAAGAAAAAGAAUUGCAUUUUUUUUUCAUCAUCUUAUUUAUUUCCCUCUUUCUCUUCUUUCUCUCUUUUUCUCAUCCUUCUUUAUUUUUUACUGAUUUUUCUUUUUUUCUCUUGUUUUUCUUUUUUACAUAUUUUCUUUACUGUAAUCCUUCAUCUGUUUGUUUAUCUAUUUAUUUAUCUAUCCAUUUUUUCACUUUCUAACCUUUAUCCUUUAUCUAUCUUCCUUCAUUCUGUUUCAUUAUCUAUCUAGCUACUCAUUUGUCAAUCAAUCUAUCAGUCUCUACAUCUAUCUAUUUAUCUAUUUUGCUAUGUAUCUAUCAAUCUUCCAGUGUAUCUGCGUAGCUAUCUAUCAAUCCAACUAUCUAUCUAUCUAUCUAUCUAUCUAUCUAUAAGUGUAUCUAUUAAUAUAAACGCUAUUUUUUUCUAUCUUCAAAAGUUAGUCUCUCUCUCUCUCUCUCUCUCUCUCUCUCUCUCUCUCUCUCUCUCUCUCUCUCUCUCUCUCUCUCUCUCAUUCCUCCCUCUCCCUUCCUCCUCGUUCACUUUGCCUACGAAUUUUCCUCUUUAUCACGCCUCCCUCUCGUCCAAUUUCUUGAUAAUCAAUUGGAAUAGACGUCCAUCUCUCUCUCUCUCUCUCUCUCUCUCUCUCUCUCUCUCUCUCUCUCUCUCUCUCUCUCUCUCUCUCUCUCUCGACGAAUCACCGCCAAGGAAGUACGGCAUUUUUCUUCUUUUUCUUUCUUUUUUCUUUCUUUCAGGUGUUUUUUUCUUUAUUAUUGACAGCCCCAAAAAAGUAAAUAAAUAAAAUAAAGUUAAAUAAAUAAACAAACAAAAUAAAGAAACAGACUGUAAACAAAAAAAAA